AUGGCCUCUAUUCGCGUUCUUUCUCUCGAUGCUGAGGGCCGUCCCGUGCAGUUUAAUUCCUGGCUCGACGACUUGCAGUUGUAUCUUAUGAGCAAUAGCACGGACCACAUCUCCCUCUAUGACUACGCGUCUGGUGCUGCCGCUGCUCCUGCUGCCACAGCCGAGCUUAGUGUACGUUCACAGUGGCAGACUCGUGACGCUGCAGCUCGCCUGGCUAUUCGCAGUCACCUGCCGUUACCUGAGCUAGAGCACUUUGGCGACUGCAAAACCGCUAAGGCCCUAUACGACGCUGUCGUCGCUCGCUACUCCUCACCUGCCACAGCCGAGCUUAGCCGUCUCAUGCUGCCUUACCUGUUCCCUGACCUGUCCACCUUUGCUACAGUCGCCGAUCUUAUCACCCACCUUCGCACUAGUGAUGCUCGCCUGCGUGCCGCCCUUCCCACCGAGUUCUGCGCUAAGAACCCCCCUCCCCUGUACUGGGCACUCCACUUCAUAGUCACCCGUCUCCCUGACACCCUCAGCUCAGUGCGCGACUAUUUCCUUGCUCGCUGUCCCACUGAGCUCACUGUCGCCCUCCUAGAGGAGAAGCUGCUAGCAGCCGAGAAGAGCAUUGUAGCUGUUGGUGCUGCUCGCGGCGCUCCUCGCACCCCCAUCUUUGAGGGGUGCUCUCCCUCUCCCCUCGCUCCCUCCUAUGCUACUGCUGCUGCUGUUGACUUCCUUGGUGCUGAGUCUGCUGGCGCUGCUUCUGCUCCUGGUGGGAGGCGCCGCACCGGCAAGGGCAAGGGGGGCAAGGGUGGCGGGGGUGGCGCUGGGGGGGGAGGGGGUGGGGGAGGUGGGGGGGGAGGCGGUGCUGGAGGGAGCGGUGGCGGGAGUGCCGGUGGGAGUGGGGCCGGCGGCGGAGGCGGGGGCGGCGGCGGGAGCAGUGGCGGUGGUGGCAGCGGCGGCAGUGGCGGCGGUGGCGGUAGUGGCGGUGGCGGUGGCGGUGGUGGCGGUCGGAGCGGAGGUAGUGGCGGCGGUGGAGGUCGGAGUGGAGGCACCGGCUCGGGCCAGAGCUCCCAGCAGCAGCAGCGUCCCCAGUCGACCCAGCAGCUUCGUGAGUGGCUUGCUCAGCGUGGGACGUCGGGGGGCAGUGGCCGCUGUUCUUAUGUCAUUCGCACAGGUGAUCGCAAGGGGCAGACGUGUGGAAAGUUCCACACUCAGUACCGCUGCUUCUUCCGCCUUGACGACGCUUGGCGUGAGGAGAUGGGCGAGGAUGUUGAGCGCCCUCGCUGGGCUGAGCUGAUGAGGGCUGGUGUUGAUGUCUUUGCUCUUGACUAUGAUGCUAUUAUUGCUGCCAUGUAUGCAUUGACUGUUAGUGCCGAGGGAGACUGUUACUUGUGUGUGCCGCCUGACCCAGGUAUAGGGCCCGCUGCCCUAGGUACUAGUGAGUCUGCUCUCUCUGGUAUGGUGCCCCCUGUACCUGCUCCCUCCUGCACUGUCCCUGCUGCUUGCGAGUCUGCUCUCUCAGGUACAGCACCCACAGAGACUGCUCUCUCAGUCCUUGCCCAGUCCACUACUGUGCUCCCUUGUCCGGCGGUUCCGUCUGGCUCGUUGACGGGUUUCCACCUCCCCUCGUUCUCGACGAACCUGACUAUCGCAACGGGCACCCCCCAGCUGACGCUCGCGCGGAGGUCCCUCACAGCGCGGCCUGACCACGAGAGCAGCGCUGCGUCUGUCUUCGACGAUGUCAACACCGCCGUGGGGGGGCUCCUGUUCUACUACGACACCGUCAUGCGCAACGCCGGCCUGCGGCCGUUUCCGGCGUGGCCCGCCCCUCCCCACCCCCACCAUCUCUACCUGACCGCAAGCAUUAACACAUGCUUGCUCAUGUACCCCCAAACACAACAGGCGCACACGGCAGUGGCGCUGCCGGCAUUCCCCACCGAUUACGGGCACAUCCGGCCCCACUACGCCCGUGCCGCGGCGUCGAUGCACGGCCACACGGCGUUCUCCUGCGUGGAGUACCUGUCUUCUGCUGGCCGUACCGCGUACGGCCGUCUGAUCCUGGUGCUAGAUGCAGAGAGGCCGCUGGACGAUAGCAGCUACGAGCCUGCAGAGGUGGCUGUGCUGCAGCGGCUGAACCAACAGGGGCUCGCUGAGUGCACGGGCUGCCAGGUGCUCGAGCCGCCCUCCCUGUUUCGUGGGCUGGCUGUCGUCCCCAUCGACCGGCUCCGGCGCGCUGUCCACUGCGUCCCUUCAUUCUUGCAGAAGGACACGUGGUACCUGAACAAGUGGGCGUAUCUGGUGAACCAGGAAAUCCCCGGAAUCACAAUGGGGGGGUGCGCCCUCGAGCACCACUGCAGUGGUCCAAGCCAGACGCAUGCAGCUCACCACUGUGCGCAGCCCAUCAGCACGGCCACCCGUGAAAUUGCCCCUCGUUUGCUGGUCCUCGCUGUUUCGUCUCAUGUAAACCCUAUUAUGUUAGAUCUUGCAAUGCCUUGGCAGGUCCUCUAUUAUUAG
Messenger RNA from Closterium sp. Yama58-4, 2499 nucleotides. Lineage: Eukaryota; Viridiplantae; Streptophyta; Zygnematophyceae; Desmidiales; Closteriaceae. The record is from the annotation of a GenBank genome assembly.